AUGGCCAGCGAAAGCGACAACGAUUGCGGCGUUCGUAGUGCUGCAGCCGCGUCUGAACUCGAAUUUACUGGUAUUAAGCGCGUCGAGGUUCAGCGUCUUCCAACGCAUCUAAACAAGGUUCAGGCCGGAGAAGACGAUGAAGAUGCGCUGUUAUUAGCUUUAGCUCAGCCAGUGGACAGCACCGACCCGCUCUCCUUUCUCUGUUGCUGCAAGUUGAAACGGCUCGGACAGAGCUACAUUCUCCACGAACGACGUGAUGGCGUCACGAUGGAGACCAAGCUCGUGAUUGUAGGGCCCCAUUGGAUCGGGGCCUUGAUCACGUUUGGUAUUGUUCUGGUGUCCACGGGCAUAUUCCUCUCCCAGCAUGUGGCAACGAUGCCAUGGUACGACACAGUGAUGAUGUUAGGACUCUGUAGUAUGACGCUCUACUAUCUGUUCCAGACAACGUGCUCGGAUCCAGGCAUUGUACGGCCAGAGAAAAAGGUGAUUCUGACUGAAGACGAGAGUGAGGUAGCGGAGUUGGAAGCUGGCAACGUUGCAACAAUGGAAAGCUCAAUGGAGAUGCAGACUGGUGACUUUGGUUCACGCCGGCGCCGAUCGAGACAUCGGUUUUGCGAUAUCUGCGGCAUCGAGCAGGACCGGUCAACAGAUCAUUGUGACGACUGCGGAGUAUGCGUGGCUGGCUAUGACCAUCACUGCCCAUGGAUGGGCAAGUGCAUUGGUCGAGGCAACAUACAUGCCUUCAAGAUGUUCAACAUCUCGUGGGUCAUCUACGUCGCUUUUGUGCUUUUCGUCGCCAUCACUAGACUUGACUGGGAUCAAGCUGCAGUGUAA
Peronospora farinosa is the source of this 834-nucleotide messenger RNA. Lineage: Eukaryota; Oomycota; Peronosporomycetes; Peronosporales; Peronosporaceae. The record is from the annotation of a GenBank genome assembly.